GGGCGCGCGCUGAGCGGUGUUUCGAAGGACGCGAGGCAGUCACCUUGCGGUCUGAAAGCGGCACGCGCCGCAGGAAAUAACCCAAACAAAAAACACAAGCUCACCAACUGCAGUUCUCCCUGAGUGGAGUUGUGUCAGAUAGACAGACUGCCAUGAUAGUCACUCCUCUGCACAGUGUGUGGAUAUAGAGAGCUGCCAGGUAACCUGCCCUGUCGCGAGACAUACUGGUUCAGAGGAGGGGGUUAGACUAGGGGUUUGGCGCGCGAUGCGUGAGCAGACAUCGCACCGGCAGAGUUUGUGCGUGACAUGAAGACGAGAAGAGCUCGAGCUGUGGCAUAGGUCGCAAGCAGUCGGUGCGUGUUCUGCCUUUAUCCCGUGGAAAUGAACGAGGUCGCAGAUUGACACGGUAAUGACCGGCCCCUUUACCUGUCUGUUACCUGUUACCAUGGAGACCACCGCUUCACCAUAGAGGAGGAUAUUCCUCAACCAAUCAGAGUGGAGUCCAGUUUCGACCAGAAGGAGUCUAAAGUAUUUCCCAACAUACACGGCUUCUCUCUGGCACUCCUUAUUGGUAACGUGGCAAUGGCCCGUCCUUGACUUCCACAGCAGGAGGAGGACACGGCUUCUCUCUGGCACUCCUUAUUGGUAACGUGGCAACGGCCCGUCCUUGACUUUCACAGCAGGAGGAGGAAGUCCACAUUUGUAUUAUAUUUGGCUUGCCACCACUCUUCACAAUGGAGAGGAACUUUACUCUCAUGAAGCAUAGUAGUUCUUGACCAAACUGGACAUCAUCAGGACACAUCAUCAAGACAUUUUCUUUGUUAACAAAUUAACCAAUAAGAUGAUCUGGAUCAUCCUGGCCCUGCCUGUAUGGGCGUGGCGUGGGACUGUUGGCGACGCCCAGUCUAACGAGCGGCGAGUCGUGGCACACAUCCCCGGUGACAUCAUCAUAGGAGCCCUGUUCUCUGUCCAUCACCAGCCGACAGCGGACAAGGUACACGAACGUAAAUGCGGCUCGGUGCGCGAGCAGUACGGUAUCCAGCGUGUUGAGGCCAUGCUGCACACUCUAGACCGUAUCAACGCUGACCCCCAUAUCCUCCCCAACAUCAGCCUGGGCUGUGAGAUAAGAGACUCCUGCUGGCACUCUGCUGUGGCCCUGGAGCAGAGCAUUGAGUUCAUACGAGACUCCCUGGUGUCCUCCGACGAGGCUGAGGUGGGGGGAGGCAGUGUGUGGGGGGGCGGCGGGGGAGGAGCCGACGGGAGGGGAGGGCCGAGGUGUGCGGACCCCGCUGCAACCCCCAUGCGGGGGAAGAAACCCAUCGUCGGGCUGAUAGGACCAGGCUCCAGCUCUGUGGCCAUUCAGGUCCAGAACCUCCUACAGCUCUUCAACAUACCCCAGAUCGCCUACUCUGCUACCAGCAUGGACCUCAGUGACAAAAGUUUGUAUAAGUACUUUAUGAGGGUGGUGCCAUCGGAUGCUCAGCAGGCCAGAGCCAUGGUGGACAUUGUCAAGAGAUACAACUGGAGCUAUGUCUCUGCCAUCCACACAGAGGGUAACUACGGGGAGAGUGGGAUGGAGGCGUUCAAGGAUAUGGCUGCCAAGGAGGGCAUCUGCAUCGCCCACUCUGGUAAGAUCUGGAGCAACGCAGGGGAGAAGAGUUUUGAUAGGCUGCUGGAGCGUCUCAGAACCCACCUGCCCAAGGCCAGGGUGGUAGCCUGUUUCUGUGAGGGCAUGACAGUCAGGAACAUCCUCAUGGCCAUGAGACGACAGGGCCUGGUGGGGGAGUUCCUACUGGUCGGCAGUGAUGGCUGGGCGGACCGGUACGAUGUGACAGAUGGGUACGUGCGCGAGGCGGCGGGCGGAAUCACCAUCAAGCUGCAGUCAGCUGACGUGAAGUGGUUUGAUGAGUACUACCUGAAGCUGCGGCCAGACAACAACCUGAGAAACCCCUGGUUCCCUGAGUUUUGGCAACAUCGCUUCCACUGUAGGUUGAAGGGACACCCACAGGAGAGCCUCAAGUUCAACCGUACUUGCAACAAGCGGGAGUCAUUGCGACAGCAGUAUGCCCAGGACACUAAGAUGGGCUUUGUGAUCAAUGCCAUCUACUCCAUGGCCUAUGGGCUCCAUAACAUGCAGCGCUCACUGUGCCCAGGCUAUCAGGGACUGUGUGACGCAAUGAGACCAAUAGAUGGCGCUACACUGCUGGACUUCCUGAUGAAGACCAACUUCACAGGCGUGUCUGGAGAGGGCAUCCUGUUUGACGAGAACGGAGACUCACCUGGCCGAUAUGAGAUCAUGAACUUUAAGAAGAUGGGCAAGGACUACUAUGACUAUAUUAACGUAGGGAGCUGGGACAACAGUGGGCUGAAGAUCGAUGACGAUGAAAUCUGGGCCAGCAAGGACACCAUUAUCAAAUCAGUCUGCAGCGAACCCUGUGACAAGGGACAGAUAAAGGUGAUCCGUAAAGGAGAGGUGAGCUGCUGCUGGACCUGUACUCCCUGUAAGGAGAAUGAGUUUGUGUUUGAUGAGUACACCUGCCGAGCCUGUGACCUGGGCUCCUGGCCCACCUUCCACCUCACAGGCUGUGACCCUAUCCCAGUGGAGUACCUGCGCUGGGGGGACCCAGAGCCCAUCGCUGCUGUGGUCUUUGCCUGUCUGGGACUUUGUGCCACAUUCUUCGUCACCUCCGUCUUCAUCAGGUUCCGGGACACUCCGGUGGUGAAGUCAUCUAGCCGAGAGCUGUGUUACAUCAUCCUGGCUGGGAUCUGUCUGGGUUAUCUGUGUACCUUCAGUCUCAUCGCCAAGCCCCAUGAUGCACACUGCUACCUACAGAGAUUGGGUAUAGGCCUGUCACCUGCCAUGAGCUACUCUGCCCUGGUCACCAAGACUAACCGUAUAGCCCGUAUCCUGGCUGGCAGUAAGAAGAAGAUCUGUACAAAGAAGCCCAGGUUCAUGUCUGCCUGCGCCCAGCUCAUCAUCGCCUCUCUACUCAUCCUGCUGCAGCUGGGCAUCAUAGUGGCUCUCUUCCUCAUGGAACCCCCACAGGUGAUCCACGACUACCCCAGCAUCCGGCAGGUCAACCUCAUCUGUUACACCACCAACCUGGGUGUGGUGGCGCCGCUGGGUUACAAUGGCCUGCUGAUCCUGAGCUGCACCUUCUACGCCUUCAAGACGCGUAACGUCCCAGCCAACUUCAACGAGGCCAAGUACAUCGCCUUCACCAUGUACACCACCUGUAUCAUCUGGCUGGCCUUCGUGCCCAUCUACUUCGGUUCCAACUACAAGAUCAUCACCAUGUGCUUCAGCGUCAGCCUCAGUGCCACUGUGGCGCUCUGCUGCAUGUUCGCACCCAAGGUGUAUAUCAUCCUGGCCAAGCCGGAGCGUAACGUGCGCAGUGCUUUCACUACGAGCACGGUAGUACGCAUGCAUGUGGGCGAUGGGAAGUCCUCCUCAGCCGCCAGCCGCUCCUCCAGCCUGGCCAACCUCUGGAGGCGACGCGGCUCCGCCGGAGAGACACUCAGCUCCAAUGGAAAGUCAGUAUCUUGGGCCCAGGCGGAGCGGGGUUCCCGUGGAAACCACCUGUGGCAGCGCCUGUCGUUCCACAUCAAGAGGAAGGAGAAUAACCAGACAGCUGUCAUCAAGCCCUUCUCCAAGACCCCCGAGGGGCGCUACAGUGGGGGUGCUGACCUGCUCCCCCACAUGCCCUUGCCCUCCCUACCACACUCCCACUCUGAUGCAGACAAGACUCUGUAUGAACUCACAGAGGCAGAGGAGAGAUACCCCGAGGAGAGAUACCCAAUCACCUACCGGCCUCAGACCCCUUCACCAAUCAGCACUGUCAGCCAGCGCAUGCAUGGGGCGGGACUAAGGGAUGAGCCACUUGUCAUGGGCAUACCAAGCUACCUGACCGGGGGUUCUGUCGGCGGGGGCGAUGUGUGUGACAGUUCUCUGAUGGAUCAGAUCAGCUGCGUGGUUAACCGUUUCACUGCCAACAUCAGCGAGCUCAACAGCAUGAUGCUCUCCCCGUCUCCCACACACUCACACACACACUCUCACACACACGCCCACACACACACCCUGACGCCCUCCCACCAUGCAGACCCCUUCCUCCUCCCCCGGGAGAUCCCCCUCCCCCCCACCAUGACCACAUACGCUGACGUCCAGCCCAUCCCCCCUGUAGAGUCCAACGUAGGUGGAUGCGCCUGCCUCGCUCACCCCCUGCCUCACUCCCCUCACCGUCUCCCUCAGCCUCACCCCCUGCCUCACCCUCACCCCCUGCCUCACGCUCACCCCCUGCCUCACGCUCAGGCCUCUCCAUCUCCAGUGCGACACCUCACUGCGGGGGCAGGGUCCCCUUUAAGGAGGGCAGAGCUGGAAGAGGAGCUAAUGAAUCUGACCCCGCCCUCGCCCUUCCGUGAUUCGCUGGGGUCGGGCAGUGGCUCCCCGGUCUCAGAGUCCACCCUGUGUCUGCCUCCGCCCUCGUCCCCACCGCCCAAAUACGAAAUGCUGACCCUGAGAAACUACAGCCAGAGCUCUUCCUCACUGUGAGAGAAGGAUGAGAGGAGGAGAAGAGGAGGAGAGUGAAAGGACAGAGACGGAGAGGGGGGACAGAGAAAGAACAGUCUCUUGGGGGAGAAAAUGGAGAUGGCUGCCUUGUGAUAGUGGGAGAACGAGAGAAGAUUGGCCAGAUCCUCAGAGAGGUGAAAGCCCUGUUAGAUGGAGCGACAGGAACAGGACACAUAAUCGUGUGAUGUCAUUGGACGGUGACCUGCAGUGUUUGUUUACAUGUGUUCAGUUAGCAGCGAGGUGAAGUAUAAUAAAGUAUAAUGAAGUAUAAUUUAGGCAUCCAAAGCGAGAACAAGGACUACAAAAAAAUACUUUAGCGUUCUGGUGUUCAAAAGUAUGGCCGUAAGUCUCUCCUUAGAGGUGUGUUUGGUCUUUCUUUUGGUAGUGGCCUUAAACUAAAACGGCUGUCAACUAAUUAGAGUUUAUUGUGGUAGGGGGCACCUGCAUAGACACAUGUGGACCUACUGAGUGUCUAAGAACCUCUAACCUCACAGGACUGACCAGCUGCUGCCAUGGACACAUGGAAUAACUAUAAGGGCUGGGCAGAGCAGCUAUGUCCACUGGCGCCCCAACACAUGCACGCACACACACACACGCACGCACGCAUGCACACACACACACACACACCCACACACACCCACACACGCACACACGCAGACACACACACAAACACGUGCAUAUUGGCUGGGGAAAAGUGUAAAUACAAAAAGAUCUUGGAUGGAAUCUAAAUAUCAGAUGCUUCUGUUUAUACAUACCAUGUAUAGUAUGAAAUACUGAACAACUGUCUUAGUAUUGUUUUUCUCUCUCUCUCUCUCUCUCUCUCUCUCUCUCUCUCUCUCUCUCUCUCUCUCUCUCUCUCUCUCUCUCUCUCUCUCUCUCUCUCUCUCUCUCUCUCUCUCUCUCUCUCUGUGUGUUUCUUUGAUAUUUGAGGUCUUUUGGACAAUUAUUUACUUCAGAAGUUUGAAUGUAUAAUAUUUUCUACAUGAUUCCUGAAGCUUUGGGACCAAACAUUCCACACCUCUGUGUCUGUGAUUCUGAGGAGGCAUUCUACUAAACUAACCAGUAUUGAACAGUUAUACAGUAGUCAGUAACGUGCUAGAAAACUAUCCUGAUUCAAGUAGUAAAAUCAAUCAAUCAAACUAAAGUGAACUAGACAUGCAGGCAAUGUUCCCUCAAAAAAAUAUAGGCGCUGAGCAAAUUUCUGGUCUGCUGAGCGCAAACUUGAACAUUGUUAAAAUUCUGUAAAACUUCCAGCCGGCGUUUACUGUUUAUAUGACAGUUUUCACAGUGGCCAAGUAGGCUACAAUAUGUUGUUGAGUUGUUUGAUGCAAGAAACCACUUUACAAAAUAAAAUGCAUUAUUAUUCCCAUACCAUUAUUACAGAGAAUCAGACAAAUUAUGCUUCCCUCUGCCUAUUGGCUACUUAGAUUAUUCAAGCCUGUCUCAAAAUACAACACUGCCCCUUUAAGACAAAAAAAGGCUCUUUAGAUGUCUAGAAAUGUACAUGAUUUGUGCUCAAUCACUCCCCUGCUGCUGACUACAAAUGAUCUAGAACCUAAUAACUCACUAACUAGCAAAUGAUAUGAACAAAAUGUGCACGUGUGACUACAUGUCUCUCUCGCUUUGAUCUCAACAAGCUAACCUACUCACCACCACUCAUGCUGUACAUGCUGUAAACACAGUCCAGUUCAAUGUCAAUGGUACAGAACCAUAUAUGGCAAUGGUCUAUUUGCAUAUCGACCUACUGCAGCUCUGAUUGGUUAUGACACACUGGUCUGUGUACAGUCGUGGCCAAAGGUUUUGAGAAUGACACAAAUAUUAAUUUUCACAAAGUCUGCUGCCUCAGUUUGUAUGAUGGCAAUUUGCAUAUACUCCAGAAUGUCAUGAAGGGUGAUAAGAUGAAUUGCAAUUAAUGGCAAAGUCCCUCUUUGCCAUGCAAAUGAACUGAAUCCCCCCAAAAACAUUUCCACUCCAUUUCAGCUCUGCCACAAAAAGACCAGCUGACAUCCUGUCAGUGAUUCUCUUGUUAACACAGGUGUGAGUGUUGACGAGGACAAGGCUGGAGAUCACUCUGUCAUGCUGAUUGAGUUCGAAUAACAGACUGGAAGCUUCAAAAGGAGUGUGGUGCUUGGAAUCAUUGUUCUUCCUCUGCCAAACAUGGUACCUGCAAGGAAACACAUGCCAUUGCAUCUAAAUCAACCAUUUAUCGGAUCAUCAAGAACUUGAAGGAGAGCGGUUCAAUUGUUGUGAAGACGGCUUCAAUGCGCCCAAGAAAGUCCAGCAAGCGCCAGGACCAUCUCCUAAAGUUGAUUCAGCUGCGGGAUCAGGGCACCACAGUACAGAGCUUGCUCAGGGAUGGCAGCAGGCAGGUGUGAGUGCAUCUGCACGCACAGUGAGGCGAAGCCUUUUGGAGGAUGGCCUGGUGUCAAGAAAGGCAGCAAAGAAGACACUUCUCUCCAGGAAAAACAUCAGGGACAGACUGAUAUUCUGCAAAAGGUACAGGGAUUGGACUGCUGAGGACUGGGGUAAAGUCAUUUUCUCUGAUGAAUCCCCUUUCCGAUUGUUUGGGGCAUCCGGAAAAAAGCUUGACCGGAGAAGACAAGGUGAGCGCUACCAUCAGUCCUGUGUCUUGCCAACAGUAAAGCAUCCUGAGACCAUUCAUGUGUGGGGUUGCUUCUCAGCCAAGGGAGUGGGCUCACUCACAAUUUUGCCUAAGAACACAGCCAUGAAUAAAGAAUGGUACCAACACAUCCUCCGAGAGCAACUUCUCCCAGCCAUCCAGGAACAGUUUGGUGACGAACAAUGGCUUUUCCAGCAUGAUGGAGCACCUUGCCAUAAGGCAAAAGUGAUAACUAAGUGGCUUGGGGAACAAAAAAUUUAUAUUUUGGUUCCAUGACCAGGAAACUCACCAGACCGUAUUAAUCCCGUUGAGAACUUGUGGUCAAUCCUCAAGAGGUGGGUGGACAAACAAAAACCCACAAAUUCUGACAAACUCCAAGCAUUUUGCAAGAAUGGGCUGCCAUCAGUCAGGAUGUGGCCCAGAAGUUAAUUGACAGAAUGCCAGGGCGGAUUGUAGAGGUCUUGAAAAAGAAGGGUCAACACUGCAAAUAUCUUUGCAUCAACUUCACGUAAUUGUCAAUAAAAGCCUUUGACACUUAUGAAAUGUUUGUAAUUAUACUUCAGUAUUCCAUAGUAACAUCUGACAAAAAUAUCUAAAGAGACUGAGGCAGCAGACUUUGUUGAACGACUGUAGAGUACAAGCUGAGUAGUGCGUGUCAAUGGAAUAGAAUCCUACUUCGAUGUGUUCUGCCAACAACAUCUCUUUCAUAGCUUGUUUUGUUUCAGUAUGUUGCAUUGCAAGUGGCUAAUAUUUCCUUGAUUCAAUCACAAUUGCCACAGUAAAGGAAAACAUUGACAGUGUUAACAGGGAAAACUCUGGAACAGUGGUCACCAACCUUAUCUGAGUCAAGAUCACUUUCUGAGUCAAAAUGCAAGCUGAGAUCUACCACUCUUAUUUUAUUUUAUCAGGACUUAAAAAACGUAAUCCUAUGCAACAUUAACCCAUUAAAAACAGCUCUGUAGCAAUGAGGUUUGUGCUGUAAACUAUAGGCCCAAUACAUUAUCACCACAUAUUGGAUUUGCUUGAAUUUACCUGCCAAUGCAUUGUUGUUCGGGACAUUUAAAAACAAUUAUAUUUCAAAAUUGGAGCUAGACUGUAUUAUCACACCGGUAAUAGGUCCAUUGUUGUAUUACUUGUGAGACACAACUAAGUGAGCAUUAAUUUAAAUAAUUAGCUUUUUAUUUGUAUUUUACUGGGCUGAUGGUGCCUGCAUCUGAUGGUCAGUCUCAGCAGAGGGAGAGAGCAGCAGAUUGAGGGUCCGUCUCUCAACAUCCUUCCUCUCUCCUUUUCCUCCACUGACACUGACCAAAAAGGGACACCGUCUUCCAGCUGAUGGCGAAACUCGAGUCGCACCGCAUUAUUCCUGCCUCAUGCACAAAUUCAUGUUGUUACUCCUAUGAACAGAGAAAGUGAAAUAUUCUAUGGUAUUAAAACCCAAGCCACUAAUAAUAAUAAUAACAACACAAGCCUAUAGACACAAUUUACUCCUCAUUCAUUACUGCUGCAGUGCUUGUUGUAGCGCUGAGU
Messenger RNA from Oncorhynchus keta (chum salmon), 8714 nucleotides. It is a transcript of the gene grm5b, whose product is annotated as glutamate receptor, metabotropic 5b. The transcript has 17 exons. Gene Ontology annotation, molecular function: adenylate cyclase inhibiting G protein-coupled glutamate receptor activity; G protein-coupled receptor activity involved in regulation of postsynaptic membrane potential. Gene Ontology annotation, cellular component: postsynaptic density membrane. The record is from RefSeq and is a predicted model, not a curated record. NCBI's taxonomy places the organism in Eukaryota, Metazoa, Chordata, Actinopteri, Salmoniformes, Salmonidae. Bases 842 to 4549 code for a protein of 1235 amino acids. Gene Ontology annotation, biological process: G protein-coupled glutamate receptor signaling pathway; trans-synaptic signaling by endocannabinoid, modulating synaptic transmission; regulation of synaptic transmission, glutamatergic.